AUGGUUCUUCACCGGCUCAUGUCUGUCAGCGCGCAUUUUUUUUUCCCUUUUUUACCCGUGGCGUGUGCGUGUGUGUGUGUGUGGGAUGGACAAAUAGGAAGGGUUAGGGUAGUUGUUGCGCGGGACGUUUCCGCAAGGAUGGGCGGGGAGGAGGAGCAGGCGGAGGAGAUUCGGCGUUUGCUGCACUGCGCCGCCUCGAAAGCCGACGCCUUUGCCAUUCUGGGGCUCGAUGCGCAGUCAUGCGCGUUGUCUGACAUCAACCGCAACUUCCGGAAGAUUGUGCUGAAGGUUCACCCCGACAAGUGCACCCUGGCGAAGGCCGCCGACGCCUUUCAUGUCGCUGAGAAUGCACACAAGCUACUGAGCAAUGAGGCCGUUCUCGUGCGGCUGAAGAUUGCCCACAAGAAGAAGCAGGAAAGGGAGGAAGAGGAGGCGGCGCGGCGGCAGGCGACUGCAAGCGCCGUUGGUGGAGGCGGCACCGUUGGCACGGUGGAUGAGGCUAACUUGUCGAAGGAAGAAAGAGUUCGGCUGCGACGUCGUGAGCAGCUUGUGGAGCAGCAGUUGGAGGCCGCACGGCUGGCGGAAGAGGCGGCACGAAAAAAACAGCGCGUGGAGCGAGAGACAAGGGAGCGUGCAGAACUCGCUGCAGAGUUGGAGCGGCAACGGAAGGAGUGGAAAGACUUGAAUCUUUUCUAA
Molecule: messenger RNA, 696 nt
Organism: Trypanosoma cruzi
Lineage: Eukaryota; Euglenozoa; Kinetoplastea; Trypanosomatida; Trypanosomatidae
Exons: 1
Coding region: 1-696 (231 amino acids)
Biological process (GO): cellular response to misfolded protein
Cellular component (GO): endoplasmic reticulum membrane
Molecular function (GO): Hsp70 protein binding
Source: RefSeq, a predicted model, not a curated record